GCUCACCGCUGUGACUGCUAAGGUGGAAAGAAGAAGAUACAUGUUUAUUUUGUUAUGUUUUCAAAACAUAUUUGAAAUAAAAUAAAUAAUAAAAACAGACAAAUACAUGCCACAUGUAUGUAUAAUAUUUGGUUGAAAAGAGUAUGAUAAUUGAGGUGGCAAUGUCUUCGAAGAAGAACAGACUAAACACCGAUUUUCCAGCCACGGAGGAAGCUGCUGGCUUGGAAUCUCAGGAAACGCAGGAAAUUGAUGUAACCGAGGAUUUGGCCUUGGAGCCAAUGGCCUAUCUACAAGGCCUGAAUUCGGGCAACUUGAUGCAAUUUAGUCAGCAAUCCGUGUUGCGCGACAUGAUGCUACAGGAUAUCAAGUCACAGAUCAGCUCACUGCCCAAGCUGAUAAAUCACAAUAAUGGUGACUAUCACUUUGGCAUGGUGCUCGAUGAGCCGCCAAAAUCCCACUGGAUGUUCUCGCUGCCAUUGAACAAACUCUACAUACGCAUGCAUAAAACCUUCAAUAUUGAUGUCAAAUUUAAAACAAAAUUGCCAAUUCAACCAUUGAAUUUGCGUGCAUUCCUGUGCUUUGUCAAGGAUGUGAGUGGACCUGUGUUGCGCUGCCAGAAUCAUCUGAGCACCGAUCCCAUCAGGGACAAUCAGGGUAUGCGAGAGAGUCUGCUGCGCUGCGAGAAUCCAAACACAUCGUAUUGUGGCACGAGUCAGGGCAAGAGCAUUGAGGAGCGUUACUCGGUGCUGGUGCCUCUGAAUAUGAGUCGAUCCAGCCAUUUGGGUGGAGGAUUUGUUCGACAAACGCUCGCUUUCAGUUUUGCCUGCCAGAAUUCAUGUUUCGGGCGCAAGGAAACCUGUUUGGUCUUCUGCUUGGAGAACACCACCGGUGAUGUGCUCGGACAGCAGGUGUUAUGCGUAAAAAUAUGCACCUGUCCGAAACGCGAUCGUAACCAAGAUGAACGCCAUUUGGAGAGCAACAAGUGCAAAACGCCUUCGAUUGCAUCGGAAGAUGAGGAAUCCAGCGCCAAGAAGCGGCGUCGUCGAACUCUGCCAACGGAUGUUAAGGAGGAGAACGAGAGCAAUGAUAGCACCGAUGUCCAACCUGUACCAUCUGACUGGGAAGUUACGCGUUCACUUGAUGGCGACUAUCGUCUGGUCGUCAAGUGUCCGAAGAAGGAGCUGCUCCUGCAGAGCAUCGAGGGCAUGAUCGAGAAGACGGCUGUCGAACUCCUGCGAAAUCCACAUAAUAUAAAAAUACGACAACAUGCCAAUCAUUUGCUCAGCUUGAAAAAAAGCGCUCUGAAGUUGACUUAGCUUCAGAUAUGUGUGGAAGCCCAAAUUACUUAAUUGAAACACUUAAAUUACGGACGAUGACGAGGAUGAAUUUGAAAGUGCCAAUUUUUGUUAAAAUUAUUACCUUAUGACAAAGUACAAUUUAUUGACAAUAAUUUAUAAAUAAUAAGUAUUUAAUUUGCUGCAUCAAACGUUGAUGUAUUCUAAGUAUUCUCUGGCAAUAAGUUUCAAAUUGAAUUUUAACUUUAAUACACUGAAAAAUAUGAUGUGAAUACGAAAUUCUCACUGAAAAACAUAUAUAUCUUUUUGCCAAAUUGUCUAAAACUGUUUCGGGCUAAGCCAAGUUAUCAUUUUAAAAGAAUUUGAAAAUCAACAGAUUUUUCCUGAUUACUUUGGAGUAAGAUAUUCAGUUCUUACUUAAAUUAAAUAGGUUUCUUAAUUAUAAACCAUAUAUCGCAUUCAAAUACAAGUAAAUCCUAACAGUUAUCAGUUAUCUAAAAUUAACUAAAUUGAGUAAAUGAGAUUUGAGUAUGUUGAAGUUGAUUUGAUAAAUAAUAUAUAAUAUAUACUUUAUAAAAGAAAGUACAAA
Molecule: messenger RNA, 1884 nt
Organism: Drosophila grimshawi
Lineage: Eukaryota; Metazoa; Arthropoda; Insecta; Diptera; Drosophilidae
Gene: p53
Product: cellular tumor antigen p53
Exons: 8
Coding region: 144-1316 (390 amino acids)
Biological process (GO): regulation of transcription by RNA polymerase II; apoptotic process
Cellular component (GO): nucleus
Molecular function (GO): DNA-binding transcription factor activity, RNA polymerase II-specific; RNA polymerase II cis-regulatory region sequence-specific DNA binding
Source: RefSeq, a predicted model, not a curated record